Oreochromis aureus is the source of this 2214-nucleotide messenger RNA. Its product is annotated as GTPase IMAP family member 8-like. Lineage: Eukaryota; Metazoa; Chordata; Actinopteri; Cichliformes; Cichlidae. The transcript is spliced from 3 exons. Bases 100 to 2214 code for a protein of 704 amino acids. The record is from RefSeq and is a predicted model, not a curated record. Gene Ontology annotation, molecular function: GTP binding.
CAUGUUCAAACACAGUAGAGUGAGAAAGAGGAAAAUGCUGAGCAGCAGAACAUCAGGAGAGACAGGAAAUCAAACAUUAACUUCCCGUAAAAGACAGACAUGGCCAGCAAAUACACUCGCCUUGCAGAGCGAGAAGAACCAGAAGAACCACAGAAGCCAGAGCUCAGGAUUUUGCUUCUUGGAAAAACUGGAGUUGGAAAAAAUGCAUCUGGAAACACGAUCUUAGGAAAGGGGAAUGCUUUUGAAUUGACAUCAUCAGACUGUCAGAAGGAAACAGGAGAGUUUGAAGGUCAAAAACUGGCUGUAGUUGAUAUUCCAGGUCUGUGUGACUCCAGUAAAACUGAAGAGGAGUUGACAGCAGAGAUGGAGAGAGCCAUCUGCUUUGCUGCUCCUGGUCCUAAUGUGUUCCUGGUUGUGAUUCAGGCCAACGGAUUCACAGAUGAAGAUAAAAAAACAGUGAAGAUCAUUCAGAAGAUGUUUGGGAAAAGGUCAGCAUGUUCCACAAUAGUCUUGUUCACCCAUGGAGAUGACCUGAAGUCAGAUGGAGACACCAUAGAAGAAUUAAUCAGUAAAAAUCCAGCUCUCAGUGACUUCAUCAGUCAGUGCGGUGGAGGAUAUCACGUCUUUAACAACAGAAACAAGGAUCCCUCUCAGGUCAGAGAGCUGCUGGAGAAGAUCGACACCAUGGUUCAGAGAAAUGCAGGAAGAUACUACACCAUUGAAAUGUUCAGAGAGGCUGACCUCAGGAUUGUUCUUAUUGGGAAAACUGGAGUUGGAAAGAGUGCAACAGGAAACACCAUCAUAGGAGAAAAAGCUUUUAAAGCCUCAGCAUCACUGUCAUCAGUGACAUCAGAGUGUCAGAAGGAAACAGGUCUGUUUGAUGGUCAAAAACUGGCUGUAAUUGAUACUCCAGGUUUAUUUGACAAUAAAAAAACUGAAGAGGAGGUGAAGGAAGUAAUCAGUAGGUGCAUCCCCCUUGCUGCUCCUGGUCCUCAUGUGUUCCUGUUUGUGAUUCAGGCCAACAGAUUCACAAAAGAAGAACAAGAAACUGUCAAAAUCAUUCAGAAUAUGUUUGGAGAAAAGUCAGAAUGUUACACUAUGGCCUUGUUCACCUAUGGAGACAAUCUGGAGAGAGAUGGAGUCACAAUAGAAAAAAUGAUCAAUGAUAAUCGUGUUAUCUCUGACUUCAUCAGUCAGUGCGGUGGAGGAUAUCAUGUCUUUAACAACACAGUCACAAAUUCCUCUCAGGUCAGAGAGCUGCUGGAGAAGAUCAACACAAUGACUGCGAGAAAUGGAGGAGGAUACUACACCAAUGAAAUGUUCAGAGAGGCUCAGAGAGUCAUGAACAAACCAGAAGCCGACCUCAGGAUUGUUCUUGUUGGGAAAACCAGAGUUGGGAAGAGUGAAGCAGGAAACAUCAUCUUGAGAGGAAAAGUAUUUCGAUCCACAGCUUCCUCUUCCUCUGUAACAUCAGAGUGUCAGAAGGAAACGUCUCUCUUUGAAGGUCAAAAACUGGCUGUAGUUGAUACUCCAGGUCUGUAUGAAACUAAACUAACUGAAAAGGAGGUGAAGAGAGAGAUUGUUAGAUGCAUCUCCUUUGCUGCUCCUGGUCCUCAUGUGUUCCUGGUUGUGAUCCAACCAAACAGAUUCACCACAGAGGAACCAAAAACUGUGAAAAUCAUUCAGAAGAUAUUUGGUGAACAAGCAGCUGAUUACACGAUGGCCUUGGUAAUCCAUGAAGAUGAUGAGAAGCAGGACACCAUAGAAGAAGCAAUCAAACAUCCAGAUCUCAAUGACUUAAUUAGUCAGUGCCGUGGAGAAUAUCAUGUUUUUAACAGCAGAAACAAGGAUCCCUGUCAGGUCAGAGAGCUGCUGAAGAAAAUCAACACAAUGACUGAGAGAAAUGGAGGAUGCUGCUACACCACCAAAAUGUUUGAAGAGGCAGAGAAAGCCAUAAAUACAGAGAUGGAACGACUUCAGAAAGAAAAUCCAGAGCUGACGGCCAAAGAAGCAAGAUACAAAGCAGAAAGAAGGAACGAGUUUACUCUGGGGAAUUGGGAUGCGACUAUUACUGGAGCAGCUGCUGCUGGUACUAGAGCUGCUAAGGAGCUAGAGGUGCUGCAGGAGCUGUGGGAGUUGGAGCGGGAGUUGCGGGAGUUGCAGUGGGAGUUGCAGUGGGAGUUGCGGGAGUUGCAGCAGUGGAUUUUGCAGUAA